AUGCCGGACCUUGUGCCGUCAUCCGACUCACCGGUCUCGGCUUCUUCCGUCCAGCAGGCCACCCAGCCGACCCAGACCUCCACACCCCCCGAAUCUCAAGGGGAUGCCCAACCAAAAACCUCCAUACAGCAACCCCAGGGGUACGCGAGUAUCGGUCGCCGGGCGCACAAGAAGAGCCGCACGGGCUGCUCAACGUGCAAGUCCAGGAAGAUAAAGUGUGACGAGAGGCACCCAGCAUGUCUCAACUGCAUAUCUCACGGCGUAGAAUGCCCCUUUCUCAAACCCGGCGCGGGCAACAAUGCCUCCGCCCGGGCCCCCAAACCCAAACCUGACUCCCCUGCCUCGUCCAGCAGCACCUCGACAUCCCGACCAAAUCCAAUAAUGGCCCUCCCAGAAGGUGGAGAGCUACCGCUGCUGGAACUAGAGCUGCUCCAUAAUUUCACCACCAAGACAUACACCACCCUCACUGCUGACGCCAGCGUGUGGGAGUUUUGGCGCGAUGACGUUGUCCAGCUGGGCUUGACGUGCGAUUACAUCAUGCGCGCCGUUUUGGCUGUCAGCGCCCUGCACUUGGCCUACCACCGCCCGGACCGCCGCGACUUCUACGUUGAAGCGGGCAUCCUCCUGCACCAAAAAGCCGCCCGCUCGGCGAUGCGCGUCAUGGCCGUGGGGGAUAAGAUCGACAAGGACCACGCCGCCAACCUCUUCCUAUUCAGCAUGCUGACCAUGUUUUUCGCCCUCGCCUCCCCCCGCCGCUCCAACCCCGACGGCACCUUCUUCAUCGGCGAGUCCGGCUUCCCCGACUGGGCCUUCCUGCUCUCGGGCGGCAAGUCCAUCAUGGACGUGCUCGGCGAGGCCGGCCUCGAAACCGUGGCCAGCCCCUUCCUCGUCUACGGCCGCCGCCGCUGGCACGCCCAGCGCGCGCUCCUCGAGGCCACGACGGCCGCAGCGACCGCCGCAACCACCAAAGACCCCCACCAGCAACAACAACAACAACACUCCCCCGCCGCCUCGUCCCCGCCCGAACCGCGCGGGCCCAUCCUCGCCCCGCUGCGCGCGCGCAUCCAGACCACCGUCUCCGACCCGGCCCUGCUCAAGACGUACGCGCACGCGCUCGACGAGCUGGAGCUGGCGCUGGUGGUGCGGCAGGACCCGGCCGCGCCGCGCGACGUGCUCGACGCCAUGGUGUGGCUGUGGGUCAUGUCGGACGAGUUCGUGCCGCUGCUGCGCCUGCCCACCCAGGAGGCCGUCGCCAUCUUUGCGCACUUUUGUGUGUUGCUGAAGCAUCACGAGAGUCAUUGGUGGCUGCAGGGGUGGGGGGAUCAUAUCAUGAUGAGGGCGAGGGAGAUUCUGGAUGAGGAGCAUCGCGGUUGGAUUGAUUGGCCGAUGAGGGAGAUGGGGUGGAUGGAGGGGGUUGAGGAGUAG
Molecule: messenger RNA, 1425 nt
Organism: Chaetomium fimeti
Lineage: Eukaryota; Fungi; Ascomycota; Sordariomycetes; Sordariales; Chaetomiaceae
Exons: 3
Coding region: 1-1425 (474 amino acids)
Biological process (GO): regulation of transcription by RNA polymerase II
Molecular function (GO): DNA-binding transcription factor activity, RNA polymerase II-specific; zinc ion binding
Source: RefSeq, a predicted model, not a curated record